ACAGAACUUCCUCCCAUUCAUGAAUUUUAUAGUACUCUUAAAGGUAAGAUUUCACAAGAUGACUACAAAUAUACCCAGAAAACAGAGUUUCGAAAAAUAUCUAUGGAAUAUUAUAAACUUGAUCCCAAUCACUAUGUUUCUGCCCCAUCAUUAUCCUGGGAUGGAAUGCUUAAGAUGUCAGGAGUUAGGAUUAAACUUUUCACAGAUAUGACUAUGCAUGAUUUUACCGAAAAAGCUAAGCGUGAUG
This is a messenger RNA of Funneliformis geosporum, 247 nucleotides long. Lineage: Eukaryota; Fungi; Glomeromycota; Glomeromycetes; Glomerales; Glomeraceae. The record is from the annotation of a GenBank genome assembly.